Molecule: messenger RNA, 976 nt
Organism: Symsagittifera roscoffensis
Lineage: Eukaryota; Metazoa; Xenacoelomorpha; Acoela; Convolutidae
Product: integrator complex subunit 13-like
Exons: 6
Coding region: 97-882 (261 amino acids)
Biological process (GO): regulation of mitotic cell cycle; centrosome localization
Cellular component (GO): integrator complex
Source: RefSeq, a predicted model, not a curated record
GGGGGAAAGUUGCUGGACUACAGAGUUCCGGUGUGUUCACUCAAAUGACAGACUAAUUAUUAUAAUGUUUGGAUUUAUCGGCUGCUGUAAAAGGACAUGGUGAAGGUUAUCAAGAGCUCACUUUUGGCACCAAUUAAGCCUGAAACGAAUCUCGAAGGUAUAAAUCUCAACAAAUUACGCCGUGGGUUGCAUGAGCGGAAAACCAAGUUCUUUCCUCUCACUUCAAGUCAGUGUCUUCUUACGAAUCUGAGUGCGUAUCUUCCUCUAUUGCUGGAUGGACUGAGCAAGAGUGUGAUGAGUGAGCGAGAGUACGGGGAGGUGGUCAGACUCAUCAACUCUCUCGCGGGCCUCGAGAAGCAGAAUGUGUCCCUUCCCAUCGCCAACAACGCCAACAGACCACCAAAGAGAGAUGAGCAGUACAAGCUAAUGUGGAGCGAGUUAUUAGAAAUGACGAGGCUCUUUUCUCAGCAGUCAGGCCGACAUCAUGCAAUAUUUGUACUAGUUAAUGCCCUCAAGAACGGACAACCGAUACCGACUAAUUUGGAAGAAAUCGCCAGAAACUUCGCGCCGCCUAUAGAAGACAAUGGAUCUGAAACAGAAAUGGAUUGUACUGAUGCGAAUAUUCGAAGUACGAAAAGAAAAUUGGAUCGGGAUAAUAAUUCAAAUAGAGACAGUAUCACCCGAAACAGACCUAGUCUUCUGUACCCUCUCAUAAAACUGACCCCAGAUAUGUUCAGUGGGAAGAAAUCUCUCUAUGAAGUAUGGGACGAACAAAUGCGAAGUGCAUACGAGAAGAAGAGACGAGUGUUCUCGAAGCGACACGACCCAAGUUAUUCUCUAUACUGCCACGUGAACUUGGAAGACAAACCUACAGCCACAUGAACUUUUCAUCUUGGCAUUAUCGAUGCUGUUUCUUUUGCGCUGAAUUCAUCUUCCUGAAAUGGAUCUUGACUUAAAUUUGAUUUUUAUGAAAUAG